AAUGUCGCGAUACGUGCAAUGCGCCGGUACGUAGACGCGGAAGACGACGACUGGAUUAUCGCCGGCCACGACCAUGAGGAGGAAGAACGACAGGUAGUGCGUAAUCGGAGCGCGCGAUUUUACGCCUACGACUCGAGUCACCGUGAGCCGAGUUUUGGCUAAGGCAGGUGGGCGUGUCGCGGCGAGACAGAAGAGAUGAUCAUAAGGGGAUCGAUGAUCCUGACCCUGCUCCUGGGACUACUGUUGGUGGUGGACCAAAAUGGCGGCCAGGUCGUCGGCCAGGACGCGGCGACGGGUGCGGUGGCGGCGACGGCGACGGUGGCAGUGGCCGCGUCCAACAACUAUUUUAUUUCGCGCAACCUACCUCAAAGGGUCACGCGGUUAGUGCCACGAAGGUCACCGAUGUUGCCGCAGGAUGGUCUGGCGAUGCAGAGCAGAGCGGUCGACACGCGAGUCCAGCUGGAGAUCAGGGAGGGCGAGCCCAAGGGCACCCUGGUCGGCAUGAUACCGGUGAAGCCUGACUUCACGUACAGAUUCAAUGAGCCGCCCCAGGAGUUCGUGCUCGACCCGGAGAAUGGCAAAAUAAGAACGGCUAAAGUUCUCGAUCGUGAAGCUCUCGUCAGCGAUCGGUUCGAUCUGGUCGUGCUCUCGAGUCAACCGACCUAUCCGAUCGAGGUGCGAAUCCUGGUGCUCGAUAUUAACGACAACAAUCCAGAAUUUCCGGAGCCCAGCAUCGCGAUUAGCUUCUCAGAAUCAGCCGUGGCGGGUACCAAGCUGCUGUUGGAUGCGGCGACCGACCGGGAUACACCGGAAAACGGCGUGCUGGACGAUUAUUUUAUCGUCGACGGCAAUACGGAUGGCAAGUUCCGUCUGGAAGUCACUGGCAAUCCAACAGGUGAGACGUCGUACCUCCACCUCGAGACUACCGGCAAGCUCGAUCGCGAACAGGUGGAAUUCUAUUCGCUCAAUGUGUGUGCCCGCGAUCGCGGCCGACCGCCGCGACUGGGUUAUCUGCUGGUGAACGUUACGGUGCUAGACGUGAACGACAAUCCGCCCGUGUUCCAACAGAGCGAUUACGUGGUGACGUUGAACGAGAGCGCGCCAGUCGGCACCAAUGUGUUGACGGUGAACGCCACCGAUAAGGAUACGGAAGACAAUGCCAAGCUGACGUAUUAUCUGCCGGAUACCGAGCGCAAGUUCACAAUCGAUCCAGAGACCGGCGCGAUCACGACAGCCGAGCCUUUGAAUUGCCCCCAACAACGUUGCACGGUGGACCAACCGAGCGGCGGUUGCCCCAAGAGCUGCGUCAUCACGGUCUUCGCUCGCGAUCACGGUUCGCCCAGACAGGACGGUCGUACUUACGUGACGGUGAAUGUAUUGGACGCGAACGAUCACGAUCCCGUCAUUAAAUUCAGCUACUUUCCACCGAGUUCGCGCUUCGCUACCGUCGACGAAAACGCCGUUAAGGACGCGAUCGUCGCGGCGGUAUCGGUGCUCGAUGACGACGAGGGUCUGAACGGCAAGACCAGCGUGGAGAUACGUGCCGGCAAUGAGUUGGGCCACUUUCGGCUGCAGAGAAUGGAUAGCUUCGACAUCGUGCGGGUCGCCGGUCGAUUGGACCGCGAGGAAAUACCUAAAUAUAAUCUUACACUGGUCGCCACCGACGAUGGUACGCCGCCUAGAUCGGGCACAGCCUAUCUCGUGAUCCGUGUGAAUGACAUCAACGAUCACGAGCCGGUAUUUCAGCAAAGCGAGUACUCGGCGGUGCUGUCGGAACUCGCACCGAUCGGCAGCUUCGUCGCUAGCAUCUCGGCCACGGACGCGGAUUCCGGGCUGAACGCGCGGAUUUACUACGAGUUCGGUGAGGGUAAUGAGCAGGAUUGGUUCGCCAUCGACACCGACACCGGCCUGGUUACCACCGUGGCUACUCUGGACCGCGAGGUACAAGGUAGCAUCGUGUUACACGUAUCGGCGCGAGACGGCGGUCCAAAUACUAAGUACGCGUCCACGCAGCUCAAGGUAACGAUUCUCGAUGAAAACGAUGAGGCGCCACGCUUCACCGAGAACGUCGUCGAGGUCACGCUAUCGGAGAACACGCCGCCCUGUAGUCAGGUAGCCAGGCUAUCGGCUGUCGAUAGCGAUCAGGGUACCAACGGUAGCGUCACGUAUAGCUUUCACUCCAGCGUCUUGCGUGAUUAUCCAAAGACCUUCGCUCUGGACGCCCUGAGCGGUCAGCUGAUGACCAUGGUCGCCCUGGACCGGGAAACCAUAGCGGCAUAUCGCAUUCUAGUGAUAGCGAAGGAUCAAGGCACGCCGGUGCAGUCUUCGACCGCCACCGUGGUGCUAACGUUGGAGGACAUUAACGAUAACUCACCGAUCUUCUAUCCUUGGAGAUAUUUGAUGCCCAUCUCUGAAGAUGCUCCGCCAGGUACGACGAUAGGUAAGGUGACGGCGACCGACGCCGAUGCUCGGGAGAAUGCUCAGGUGAGGUACACUUUGGAAUCCGGCGGCGAGGGCCUCUUCAUGGUGGAGGAAAGGACAGGCGAGAUUGUCCUGCAAGGUUCUCUACGGGCUAUGCACGAGACUCUGUAUGAAUUGACCAUCUCAGCGAAGGACACUGGCGAUCGGGUGGCAGCUAAGAACGCCGUGGUAGAAAUCAUACGCGAGGAGGAUCUGGAGCAUCUCGAGUUCGACACUUACAACGGCUAUGAGUUUCGCGUUUUCGAGGAUCGUGGCGAUUGCGAUUCCGUCUCGCCUAGUAGUCGGGAGGUCGGCACGGUACAUGUUACGCAGUACGGCAACACGGAUAAAGUGAGCUAUGCCAUAGUGUUCGGUGAUCCCAAGGGCAACUUCAGAAUCGAUGAGAAUACCGGCGUCAUCAGCACCGCCGGCUGUCUGGACCGCGAACGUGUCGCCUAUUACAGCCUGCAACUGUCGGCGCACGCAAAUUUCGCGUACGGCCAGACAACCGUCAACAUUACCGUGCAGGACGUCAACGAUAACCCGCCAAGGUUUCCCAGAGGUGAACGGGGCGACGAGAUCCUCUUGCGAGAGAACGCGGCGGUGGGGCAGGAGGUGUGUCUGGCCCGAGCCAGGGAUCGUGACACCGGCGCCAAUGCCAGAAUUGUUUAUUCCUUGACGCAUAAUCCGGGCGGGCAGUUCAGGGUCGCCGAAAACUCGGGCAUCAUCUACCUGGACAAGCCGAUUCGUGCGCCGCCCGGUACGGUUCUCCAUCUAGAAGUGACGGCGACCGAUUCCGGCAAGCAACCGCUGUCCGCCCAGCACCAAAUCCGCGUGACGAUCGAAGAUGUCAACGAUCACACGCCGGUUUUUCGACUGGCCAGCUACGAGACUUCGCUGCCGGAAUCCACUCCGGUCAACGAACGCUUCUUCUCGCUAACAGCUCAAGACGCGGACCUCGACGCCAACGGCAGGAUAUUGUACAGCGUUACCGACGGCAAUGCGGAGGGUCGCUUCGGCAUCUUUCCGGAUGGCCAGCUGUAUGUGAAGAACGCGCUCGAUCGCGAGGAACGGGACUAUUACGCGCUCGAAGUCACCGCGUCCGACCAGGGCAGCCCAUCGCGGAGCUCCGUGGUCCCGGUGGUGGUGCACGUGAUCGAUGAGAACGACAACGCGCCCGAGUUCACCAACAGCAGUUUCAGCUUUCAUCUACGUGAGAACGAGCCGCCCGACACCUUCGUCGGCAAGCUACUGGCUACUGAUCGCGACGUCGGCCGCAACGCCGACCUCAUGUUCUCGCUGCCGGCCAGCCAGCAGGAUUUCGUGGUCGACCCGAGGAAUGGUUUCGUCAGAUCGCUGCGCGUGUUCGACCGCGAACUUCUGGUGACCAAUACCGGCGACAGCUAUAUCAAUCUGGAAGCUACCGUCACCGACAAUGGCGUUAACCGCCUUCGCGACCGCGUCAAGGUCACCAUCUACAUCACCGAUGUUAACGACAAUGUGCCGCAGUUUCAGCGUCUGCCCUAUCGGGUACAGGUGAGCGAGGGUGCCGUGAUCGGCACGCAGCUGCUGAGAGUGUACACGACCGAUGCGGACGAGGGCUUGAACGGCGACGUGUUCUAUUCGCUGGAGGACGGUAAUCAGCAUGGUCAUUUCGUGAUAGACGAGGCCACCGGGCAGAUCUCGCUGAUGAAGGAGCUCGAUCGCGAAACGUCCGACACCUACGUGCUGACCGUCGUGGCGCACGAUGCCGGUCUGGAGACGCGACUGUCGUCUAGCACGACCGUCCACAUCGAGGUGCUCGAUGAGAACGAUAACACGCCGCGCUUCACCGACAACAAGUCGAUGAUCUCCGUGCUGGAGACCACGCCAAUCAACACCGAGCUCUUGCGUUUCAAGGCCACCGACAACGAUCUGGGGACCAACAGCGAGCUGGCAUUCUCUAUAUCGGCCGGUAAUAAAAGGGACACGUUCUAUAUCGAUCCGCUGACUGGAAUUCUGUACCUGAGGAAGCCGCUCGAUUACGAAGAGCUGGCACAGUACAGUCUCAACGUCACGUGCAGCGACGGAGGUCAUCCGCGGCUCAGCUCCAUCACCAGGCUGACCGUCGACGUGAUCGAUACCAACGACAACCCGCCAGUGUUUCCGAAUACAGCGAUAGUACGUCAGAUACGCGAGGGUAUCCCCGUGCGAACGCCGAUCGUCACCAUUACCGCCGAGGAUCCGGACUCGGAACAGAACGGCGUGGUCAGGUACUCGAUCCUCAGCCAGGACCCGGAGGAUGAGGUGCGGCGCUUCGGUAUCAACUCGGUGAGCGGAGUGAUCCAUACGCUGCUCCCGAUCGAUCGCGAGGAGGUGGACACUUUCAAGCUGACGGUGAUCGCCACUGAUCAAGCGUAUCCGCCAAGUGCACGGCUGUCCGCCGAGAAACUGGUGAUCGUGAUUGUCGAAGAUGCCAAUGACAACGCGCCGAUCUUCGUCAGCAUGUCGGCGGUGGUGUUGCCGCCUAUGCGCGCCGGCAACUUCAACUACCAUGAAUCUUUGACCGAGGAUGUCGUGGUCACGCAGCUGGUCGCUCGCGAUCUCGAUUCUAGCACCAACGGCAUAGUGACGUACGAGCUACUCCGUUCCAACUACUCGGAUAUGUUCCAGAUCCAUCAGAGCAGCGGUCAGCUCUCCAUGAUACCUUCGCAAUUCACCUCGAACAGUAGCCUCUUUGCACGAAGCUACUCCAAAUAUCAGGUGGGCGUCCGAGCGACGGACGAGGCGGUCCAGGCGGAGCGUCGCUCGUCCGAGACUUAUGUGACCUUGAUCGUACCGGGCGAGGGCGGUGACGAUCAGCCGAUUUGGGAGCACCGUGGUCAGAUUGAGGGCAACGUUUACGAGAACGAGCCGAUCGGCACCAGUGUUUUGCGAGUGAGCGCGCGUAGCCGUCGAUCCAACGUCGAGCUCGAGUAUUACGUGACGAACGUGACCGCCGGCGACCGGCCCCAGGUCGAUCGGCUAUUCGACAUCGACGCGAAGACCGGUGUGCUGUCCACCGCGGCCCAGCUCGAUCGCGAGACCGGCGUCCAGUGGUACGAGGUGGAGAUAUAUGCCAUCGGCAUCGGCGGCACCAGGCCCAGUACGACGUCCACCAAGGUACGCGUGACGGUGUUGGACAAGAACGACGUGGCGCCGACGUGGGACCCGGGCCAGUGGAACUUCGAAAUCUCCGAGGAGGCGCUGCCCAGCACUGUCAUCACGGUACUCAAGGCCCACGACCCGGACACCAUCGGUACUCUGACUUAUACCCUGGUGCCGAAUCAUCAUCGUCCCGGCGAUCGCGCCGAGUCCGCGGACAAUGAUGGGACGCAGGGCCAAUUUAAGCUGCAUCCGACCACCGGCCAGCUGAGCCUCGCCGAGGCCCUCGACAGGGAGACGAAGGAGAGAUACGUGCUCAAGGUGCGCGCCGACGACGGCCUGCAGCACCGGGACAUCGUGCUUCAUAUACAGGUCACCGACACCAACGACAACGCGCCGACCUUCCAGAGCACGGCCUACUCGUUCGACGUGCCGGAGAACGUGCCGAGGGGCAGCCGCGUCGGCGAGGUCGUCGCGACGGACGCCGACGCCGAGGGACCCAACAGCCACCUGAGCUACGUGCUCAUCUCCGACUGGGCGAACGACGUGUUCUCGCUGAAUCCGAGCACCGGCGUGUUCACGCUUACCGCGAGCCUCGACUACGAGCAGGUGCAGCACUACAUCCUCGUCGUGCAAGCGACGGAUGGCGGUAUGCCGGUGCUGUCGUCCACCGUGACGGUGUACUGCAACGUGGUCGACCUGAAUGACAACGCGCCGAUCUUCGAGACCGGGCCGCACGCGGCCGACAUCGUGGAGAACGCGACCAUCGGCACGCCCGUGCUCACCGUGACCGCCCAGGACCUGGACUCCGGCGACAACGGCAGGGUCGUUUACGCCGUCGUCGGGGGCGACGAGGGCGGCGACUUCGGGGUGGCCCACAACGGCACCCUCUUCACGCGUCGGCCGCUCGACCGCGAGCGGAAGCCGAUCUACAAUCUGAUGCUGAGCGCCACUGACAAUAUCUGUACAUUUGAAUUUGAUGACGUUCGGUAAAAAUCUCUGGUAUUUAAAUUACAAUUAUUCAUUGAACUGCAGUCACGUGGACAAUUAUCCCUCUUUUCUUGAAUUUUGCAACAACGUACCUUGUCGACCUCGCAGGUGACAGUGGUGCUGCUGGACGUGAAUGACAUGUCGCCGGAAUUCAUAUCGCCCACAAAGAUAUCGAUAAUCGAGAACGCGCCGAGUAACUCGGUGGUGAUGGCAAUAAAAGCCAUCGACCGGGACGAGGGUCGGAACGGUUACGUCGAGUACUCGCUGAGGGAUGACGCUAAUUUACCGUUCACCCUUGGCCCGGUGGACGGGCUGCUGCGUGUCUCCGGGCCGCUGGACCGCGAGCAAAGAUCCAACUACACCCUGGAAGUCACCGCCAAAGAUCGCGGCGAACCGCCCAGAUCGUCGACGACCAUCGUCUCCGUUACGGUGCUGGAUGAAAACGACAACUCGCCGGUGUUCGAACCCAGGCAGUACUUCGCCACCAUCGCCGAGAACGCCAGCAUCGGCGCCAGUGUGCUGCAGGUUUCGGCGAUGGAUCGCGACGAGGGUGCGAACGGCAGGGUGCGAUACAGCAUUUCGAUGGGGGACGACAAUCGGGACUUCACGAUCUCGGAGGAUGGCGGCGUGAUCCGGGUGGCGAAGAAUCUGAACUUCGAGCGCGAGUCCCGGUACGACCUGACAAUCCGCAGCGAGGAUUGCGCGGCGGAAGUCGGGAAGGAGCCGCGCGAUGACACGGCUCAGGUCACCAUCACCGUGCUCGACAUCAACGACAACGCGCCGAUCUUCCUCGAUUCGCCGUAUCUGGCGCACGUUAUGGAGAACAUGGUGCCUCCAAGUGGCGGUUUCGUGAUACAGGUUAAAGCGUACGACGCGGACACUCCACCGUACAACGACCAGGUGAGGUACUUCCUCAAGGAGGGCGACACGGACCUGUUCCGCAUAAACGCGAGCACCGGCGAUAUAUCGCUCCUCCGUCCGUUGGAUAGGGAGUUGGUGCCCGAAUACACGCUCACUCUAGUGGCUAUGGAUACUGGCUCGCCGCCUCUCACCGGAUCGGGCAUCGUCAGGAUCGUCGUCCUCGACGUGAACGAUCACAGCCCCGAGUUCGCGCGGCAGGACUACAAGGCCACCGUGGUGGAGAACGCGCCCGCCGGGACUUGGAUCACCAAGCCGCACGCCACGGACAAGGACGACGGAUUCAACGCGAAAAUAAGUUACAAUCUACUUGGGGACAAAGUGGAGCGGUUUUCCGCUGACCCCGACACGGGCGAGGUGUUCACCACAAUGCCGUUGGACCGCGAGCAGACUGCCGUGUAUUACCUGACCCUGGUGGCCAGGGACUCGAGCCCGACGGAGCCGCGUGCCUCCGCCGUCAAUCUGACGAUUUACGUGACGGACAUGAACGACAACGCGCCCCGCUUCUCCAGUCCCCGAUACACAGCCUACGUUCCAAGCGCGACCGAGCCAGGCGACUUCGUCUUCGGCGCGAAAGCCAGCGACGACGACGACGGCGAGAACUCGCGGAUCGUCUACCGGCUGCACGGCAAGGACGCCGAUCGAUUCACCAUUGAUCUUAACAACGGCGUGAUCCGCGCUACCCAGGAACUGAUCGGCGACCAGACCACCUAUCAGUUGCAGGUACAGGCGUCGGACUGCGGUGUCGAGCCCCAGUACGUUACCGCCGACCUGGUGAUCCACUUGUGGGAACGGCAGCUGUUCCCCAGCUUUCAAUCGAACGUCAACACGAUGUUCGUGCUGUCCGAGGACGUGUCUGAGGGUAGGAUGAUCACCAAGCUGAGUGCCACCACACCGAAAACCGGACCGGCGAGCAACUUGAUCUACGGCAUGGCUGGCGGAAACGUUGGGGAUGCCUUGAGGAUCGAGUCUCACACUGGAGAGGUCGUGGUUGCCUCUGGCUUUGAUUAUGAGACGGCUCCGCACUACGAGGCCUGGAUUGAAGUUUGCGAUUCGGACACGCCUGCGCUGCGCAGCGUUCUCCAACUCCUGGUGAACGUCACGGAUGCCAACGAUAACGCACCGGUUAUGGAAGCGGCAAUUUACAACGCGACCGUGAUGGAGGAGGAGUAUCCGCCAUUGUUUGUCGGCAAGGUAUCUGCGAAAGAUCGCGAUUCCGGCGAGAACGGCCAGAUCACUUAUCAUCUAAUCGACGACUUCUCCGAGUCCUUCAUCAUUGACAGCAACACUGGGCAGAUCGAGAGCAAUGCCAAGUUGGACCGUGAAGAGAUUGCGUCUUACGAGCUGAUCGUGGAAGCCAGAGAUCAAGGUCAUCCCCGACUAACCGGUACCGCGACGGUGCUGGUUACCGUUCUGGACAAGAACGACAAUCCGCCGCACUUCACGCGACUGUUUAGCGUCAACGUAACGGAGAACGUGGAAAUUGGCACGUUCGUUAUACGCAUAACCAGCAGCGACUUGGACAUCGGCCAGAAUGCGAACGUCAGUUACAGCUUCACCGACAAUCCAGGAAAGAAGUUUGCCAUCGACGCUCUAAGCGGAAACGUGACCGUGGCCGGGCAGCUCGACAGAGAGGAGCAGGACGAGUAUCUACUGAAGGUCGUGGUAGCAGACCGCGCAUGGCAAGCAGAGACUCCCCUGACGAUUACCAUUCAGGACCAAAACGACAACGCGCCCGAGUUCGACGAAGACAGCUACCAUUUCCAUUUCCCCGAGCUCCAGCCGCGGGUGGCACACGUCGGCACAGUCCUGGCUACCGAUCGCGACAAGCAGGGACCGAACUCCGUUAUAUCUUACAGCCUGCUGCAACCGUCCGAUCUCUUCACCGUCGAUCCGGCGACCGGCGACGUCUUCAGCAAGCGUAUCCUACGUUACAAGCACACGCAUCGGCCGUCCUCACCGGAGAAUCUGUACUCGCUGACGGUGGUCGCCACCGAUAACGGCAAGCCGCCGAUGUCCUCGAGGGCAGUGGUACACGUGAGCGUGGUGGACGCCAACAACAACGCGCCUCGCUUCGAGCAGAGGUCUUAUCUGUCGCCGGUGCCAGUGAAUUAUGGGGUGGGCAAGCGUAUUAUUCAGCUGAUCGCCCGCGACGACGCCGACUUCGGCGUGAACGCGGAGGUCACUUAUUCGAUGCAGAGAAUGAACGACACGAUCGAGCUGUUUGCCAUUGAGGAGCGAUCUGGCUGGGUUUACGUGCGUAGGAAUCUCAACGGCUUUCCCGUUGGCACCGUGUUGCUGCUGAGAGUGCACGCCACCGACAAGGGCGUGCCGCGGCAGCAGGACGAGGUCCUGCUGACUCUCGUCAUCUCCGGCGAGAACAAACACGCGCCCACCUUCGCUGCCGUCAGCUACCAGGUCAGAGUACCGGAAAACGAGCCGGCCAACACCACGAUUCUGACGGUGAGCGCCGAGGACGGCGACAGCGGGCCUAACGGCAUGAUCCGCUACAGGAUCUCGGCCGGCAACGAGAAGAAGAAAUUCUUCGUUCACGCCAUCACCGGCGCGGUCACCAUACUCGAGCCCCUCGACUACGACUUGGUGCAGGGAUACCGGCUCAACAUCACCGCCACGGACCUGGGAUUCGAGCCGAAGCAAGUGGUAGCCACCUUAACGGUCAAUGUCUCCGACAUCAAUGACAAUUCUCCGAUCUUCAAUCAGAGUGUCUACGAAGCGUUCUUGCCGGAAAAUUCGCCACCUAAAAGUUUCGUUUACAAGGUGGUCGCCCGGGACAUCGACUCGCCCAAGUAUGCUGUGGUGCGGUACGAGAUCCUGGGCGGCACUGGCAAAGGCCAUUUCAGCAUCCACGGGGAUACCGGCGAGAUCGCGUCGGACGCCAGCUUCGAUUACGAAGAAGCGAACGAGUACAGUCUCGAUAUCGUCGCGUCCAAUCCGGACUCAACCCCGCAGAUGGUCGGCUUCACAACCGUGGCGGUGCGCAUCACCGGCGUGAACGAGUACUAUCCACACUUCAUCCAACCCAUGUUUCACAUGGACGUGUCGGAGAGCGCCGAGGUGGGCACGUCGGUCGGCGUGGUCCAGGCGACCGACCAGGACUCGGGCGAGGACGGCCGUGUGUACUAUCUCUUCGUGGGCUCGUCCAACGAUCGCGGCUUCUCGAUCGGCUCGGAUACCGGCAUCAUUCGAGUGUCGCGUCGGCUCGACCGCGAGACGCAGAAUCGCGUGGUGCUGACGGUGAUGGCGAAGAACGGCGGUGGUAUACGCGGCAACGACACCGACGAGGCGCAGGUGAUCAUCUCCAUCCAGGACGGCAACGACCCGCCCGAGUUUCUGCAGAGUACCUACAACGCCAACGUGUCGGAGGGUGCCACCCACGGCACCCGCGUGCUCACGGUCCGCGCGAUUGACAAGGACAUCAAGCCGCAGAACAAUCAGUUCUCGUAUUCUAUUAUCAGCGGUAAUCUCGGCCAGGCCUUCAAGGUCGAUCCGCAGACCGGCGACGUCGAGACAGCGAAGCAAUUGGAUCGCGAGACCAUACCCGCGUACGAUCUGACGAUCGGCGCGAUCGACACCGGCUCGCCGCCGCAAACCGGCACCGCGAUGGUGCACAUCGAGCUGAUGGACGUGAACGACAACGGUCCGGUCUUCGAUCCACCGGAGGUAGUCGGCUACGUCAGCGAGAACGAACCGGCGGGUACCAACAUCAUGACUUUGAGCGCGACCGAUCCCGAUCUGCCGCCCAAUGGCGCACCGUUCACCUACAGGUUGAUCGGGGGAAGGCAGAGCGACAUGGUGAUCUUGGACAAGCAUUCGGGUAUACUGAGAACCACCAGGAGCCUCGAUAGAGAAACGAUGCCGCAGCUGGAUCUUAUGAUUGAAGUGGAGGAUUCGGGCGUACCCCGAAUGAAGAGCGAGCACACGAUCGUCGUAGUCGUCACCGAUCAGAACGACAGUCCAUCCACACCGAGGUCGGUUCACGUGAUCGUGUACUCGUUUAACGGCGUGACACCGCUGGGAAAGAUCGCCGACGUGCAUCCGAACGAUCCGGAUAUCACCGGGUUUUUCUCGUGCAAGAUUCUCCAAGGCUCGAAUUCAAAUGUGCUCACCAUCCCCACUGCCUGCGACCUGCACACCAACAAGAUUUCAUCAGGCACGUUUCCAGUCGGCUAUUCUUUGAGUGUCUCCGGUAACGAUGGACGACACCCGGAUGUGGUCUCCAAGGUCACCGUCGAGUUCCUGAUCUUCUCGAACGCCACGAUCGAGAACAGCGUGACUCUGCAAAUUAACAAAAUGUCCGCUAAUGAUUUCCUCAGCCAAUACUACCGGGCUCUCUUGGAUCUUCUGCAGGGGAAGAUCGACGUUGGCGACACGCUCACCAUUUUCAGCAUCGGUGAAAACGGACCGGACCUGAACGUUCACUUGGCGGUAGAAUCCCCGCAAGAUACGUACCGGACGAGGUACGAGGUGAUCGACCUGCUGAUGCGCAAUCGAGACGAAAUCCAGAAGCUGCUCGAAGGUAACUCGUUCAUCAUCGGCUAUUCCCCGUGCAAACAUAUGCCGUGCGAAAACGGGGGCAGCUGCAGCGACCGAUUGGCUAUAUACGACGACGCCAGGAUCACCGACAGCCAGGCGCUGAUCCUGACGUCGCCCAGGAUGCUACACGAGAUGGCCUGUAAGUGUCGGGAUGGCUUCACCGGUGACAGAUGCGAGAGAAGGCAGGAUCCGUGUUCUCCGAAUCCCUGUUUGUUGGGAGGACAGUGUCGACGUUUGGGAUACGAUUUCCAGUGCACUUGCCCUAUCGACCGCGACGGCAAGCUGUGCGAGCUUGAGAGAGGCGAUGCGUGUGCCAGCAAUCCGUGUCGGAACGGGGGAUCGUGCAGGAAGAGCCCGGACAGCUUCAGCUUCUUCUGCCUCUGCAGAGCGGGCUACAGAGGAAAUCACUGUGAAGCAGUCACCGAUUCCUGUCGACCGAAUCCUUGCUUGUACGGUGGCUUAUGCGUGGGAGAAAAACCUGGAUAUCGAUGUAGCUGUCCCGAGGGUCGUUACGGCCGGCAUUGCGAGCGUUCGACUUUCGGUUUCGACGAGCUGUCGUACAUGGCAUUCCCAGCGCUGGACACCAACACGAACGACAUCACCAUCGUGUUCGCCACCACGAAACCAGACGCGUUGCUGCUGUACAACUACGCGUCGCAGUCGGGCGGCCGCUCGGACUUUGUCGUGUUGGAGCUGAUAGACGGCCGAGUGGUCUUCUCGUACGGCGGUGCCAGAAGCGCGAUCGGUACCGUUACCAUCAAGACGAAGCGGCCGGUGUCGGACGGCGAAUGGCACAAGGUCACCGCCACCAGGAACGGUAAAGUUCUCUCGCUCGGCGUGUCCACCUGCAGGGAACACGGCGACGUCUGCGACGAUUGUAGACCCGGCGAUCGUACCUGUUACGCGAACGGCGUGGGCCCGACUGGGGCUCUGAACUUUAACAAUAAUCCUCUCCUACUGGGUGGCUUGGAGAACGCCGAUCCCGUGCUGGAACGUCCGGGCCAAGUGCACUCUGACGAUUUCGUGGGCUGCGUCCACUCGGUGUCGAUAAACGGGAGGGCCUUGAAUCUGACGAAUCCGCUCGCGUCGCGCGGCGUGAAGACGACGUGCGCCAGAUCGCAGCGGAAUCCUUGCCUGAGAGACGAGCAGGACUCUGUGUCUGUAUGCGGCGUGGAUGCCCAAUGUCACGACAAAUGGCACCGAGUGACGUGUCAGUGCGGAUCUUUGAUCGCGCCCAAUUGUCGCGGUGCCCUGGAACCCGUCACGUUGAGUGAAGGAGGAUUUGUCGAGUUCAAGAUUUCGGAGAAACACAGAAGAAUGCAAUUAUUGGAAUAUAUCUAUAAUGGUUCAACGGCAUGGUAUAAGAACCGCGUUAAGCGCGAGGACACGAGCUCUUCAACGAAUCUUUCUCCCCCGAAGACAAUCAGUCUAAUGUUCAGAACCGUGAAGCCCGAUGGUAUCCUGAUAUACGCCGCGACGAAUAAGCAUUUUACAUCCGUGGAGCUUCGCAAUGGCCAGUUGAUUUACAUGUCUCUGCUUGGAUCACCGGUGAACAUGUCGAUCAACGUUGAGGGUGGUCUCGCAGAUGGACGUUGGCAUAAUCUGACUCUCCAUGCCUACGCCCGAGGAUUAAGACUGUUGGUCGAUGGUACCCUAACAGGCGACGAGUUGGAUUCAGCAGGGGUCCACGAUUUCCUCGAUCCCUAUUUAUCCGUCUUGUCGAUCGGUGGAGUCAGCCAGGACCUCUAUUAUGCUCACAGCGCUGGUUCGAGGAGUUUCGAAGGUUGCCUGGCCAACUUUACCAUCAACAAUGAAGUGCAGUCAUUCAACGGCUCCAGUUCAAUCUUCAAAGAUGUGCUUUAUCACGGCAAAGUGAGCACCGGAUGCAGAGGACCGACCGGCAUCGGCGCGGCCGCGGCUGCGGACCCCCUCAGUAUUGGCAUCACUCUGGUCAUCGUCUUCUUCGUCAUCCUGUUAAUCGCCAUUCUGGUGAGCUUCAUAGUGUUCCGACUGCGCCGGCAGAACAAGGAGAAGUCGGCGCCGUCGGUUGUCAACAAGAAUACCAAUGCCAUCAUGACCGGCAAUCCGCUGGUCGGCCCGGGAAACGACAAUCUCAUGUCUCGGCAUGAGAACACGUACAUCUCCGACACGUCGGAUCUGCGCGGCGUCGGUCACAUGGGUCCUGAGCUGAUCUCGAAAAAAUACAAGGAGCGCGAGAUCAACUCUACCACCGAGCACCGGCCGCAACGACCAGAUAUCAUCGAGCGGGAAGUCACCAAGUCGCCUCCUAUCCGCGACGAGCAUCCCCCGUUACCACCGCCCACCCAAACCUCUCUUCAUUCGCACGAGCAUAAUCCGGAACCCGACAUCCCGGAACAUUACGAUUUGGAGAACGCCAGUUCCAUCGCGCCCAGCGACAUCGACAUCGUAUACCAUUACAAGGGUUACCGCGACGGCAUGAGAAAGUACAAAGCCACACCACCUCCCAUAGGUAAUUAUGGCAACCAUCAUAAGCACACGGGGCAACAACAUCGCCACACCGGACCCUUCCCACCGCGAGCUAUGCCGCCGCCGAAUGUGAAUCAACCACCCGGACCGGCGCCCAAAUUGCUCCAGAGCACUCCUCUGGCGAGAUUAUCUCCCAGCAGCGAGUUAUCCGCGCAACAACCGCGGAUUCUCACGCUGCACGACAUCAGCGGGAAACCGCUGCAAAGCGCGCUGCUGGCCACCACGUCCUCAUCCGGCGGUGUCGGCAAGGACGCGUUGAAUUCCAACAGCGAGAGGAGCCUGAACUCGCCCAUCAUGAGUCAACUGUCUGGCUCAACCGCCAGCAGGAAGGCACCGCAGUCCAACAAUGAAAACUCGGUGAACAACGUGUCAUCGGGUCCGAUGGGUCUCACGGCCGAGGAGAUCGAGCGACUCAAUUCCCGUCCGAGAACGUCUAGCCUGGUCUCCACCCUGGACGCCGUAAGCUCCUCCAGCGAGGCCAGGGGUCCUCCCGCGCACGGACCUCUCCAUCACCACCGGCGUCACACGCCCCCCGUGGAGAGGCUCGAGCGACGGAACUCGUCGACCACCGACGAGAGCGGCAACGACAGUUUCACCUGUUCGGAAAUCGAGUACGACAACGGGUCACUGGUGGGCGACAAGCGGUCCGACAACCUGUUCGCCAAGCAGGACGACGAGGAUAGCAGCCCGCAGGGACGGAAUAACGUCGAGUCGUCGCAGUCAACGAAACCACCGCUGCCGCCGAACGUCGGUAACUACGACGGCUUUGACAGUUCAUUUCGCGGCUCCCUCAGCACCCUCGUUGCGUCGGACGACGAUCUGUCGACCCACAUGGGCGGCCUUCUCUACGGUGGCCACACCAGUAACGGCUCGCCUACCACCACUACCACCACCACCACCGCAGCCGCCGAGGACGCUCUCAGCUGGGACUACCUGCUCAACUGGGGACCCAACUUCGAGAGCCUCGUCGGCGUGUUCAUCGACAUCGCCGAGCUGCCGGACAGUACCAGUCGAGUGCCCAGAUUACCGGCGAAUAUCCCCAAGCCGUCUGAGGAAUACGUUUGAAACGGAUCCUCAGGUACGAGGCCGGGACAAUUUAGUGAACAAUAGUAGUUUAGUGACCGUAAGAAUUAUUUCGGGGGAAGUGUAGAGACUCCUCGCCCUCCCUCGAGGAAACGCGCGACAUCCACUUAGGAAUGUUAUCGAAUUAUUUUGCUGCGCCCGUUUAGCUUGAUUAGUCGAACGUUUGUAAAUCGAAUAGUUUAAAUAGCGACAUCCAGUAUUGCGGGCUUGGAUGACCGAACGUGGUUUUGAGUCAUGCGAGAACACGUUUGAGAAAAAUGCUGGCGAAGAGCGUUCGUGAAAAGUCGUUGCAACGUUUAGGCCCGGUCUACAAUGAGUCGUUAGUCAGAAGUCGCAACUAUAUGU
Vollenhovia emeryi is the source of this 15981-nucleotide messenger RNA. RefSeq names its product cadherin-related tumor suppressor (gene ft). Gene Ontology annotation, molecular function: calcium ion binding; cadherin binding. The record is from RefSeq and is a predicted model, not a curated record. Gene Ontology annotation, biological process: homophilic cell-cell adhesion. The transcript is spliced from 23 exons. Gene Ontology annotation, cellular component: catenin complex; plasma membrane. Lineage: Eukaryota; Metazoa; Arthropoda; Insecta; Hymenoptera; Formicidae.